AUGAAGGCAACCCCUCUACUAAUCACCUGGCACAAUGAGAGUCAAGCCAUCUACUCUGUCCACUACGACCCGAAUGGCAAGGGCAGAGUAGCUACUGCUGGACUUGACAACAAUGUCAGACUCUGGAGCAUUGAUACCAAUGGGGAGGAUCGGAAGGUUACCUACCUAUCCACCCUGUCGAGACACACACAGUCUGUCAAUGUCGUAAGAUUCUGUCCCAAAGGUGAAACUCUUGCAUCAGCCGGCGAUGACGGAAAUAUCCUCCUCUGGAUUCCAUCCGAUGCCCCUACAGCAGCUCUGGGCGAAGACCAUGCAGAAGACAAGGAGACAUGGCGGAUAAAACACAUGAUCAGAACCACUUCUGGCGCAGAAAUCUACGAUCUCGCCUGGUCGCCAGAUGGCAUGUAUUUUAUGACCGGAGGUAUGGACAAUACUGCUCGGAUAUUCAAUGCCCACUCAGGUGCAAUGAUCAGACAGAUUGCUGAGCACAACCACUACAUUCAAGGUGUGGCAUGGGAUCCCCUGAAUGAAUUCAUUGCUACACAAUCCUCAGACCGAUCGGUCCACAUCUACGCCCUCAAGCUCAAAGAUGGCACGUGCACACUUUCAACGCACGGCAAGUUCAACAAGAUGGACCUCCCCGGUCGCCGAAUUUCGUCCAACAGCCCGGCUCCGGAUCAUCACCACAGGCCAUCAAAUGCAAGUGGAAGUGGAAGUGGCGCACCGAUUGCAUCGCCUGCCCCAUCCAAUCCUGGCACACCUUUGACUACGCCUCUACCGAUGGAUCCUCCUCCGGCUAUGACCCAGAGUCGUCGUUCAUCUUUUGGCUCCUCACCUUCCUUCCGAAGAUCAGCAUCUCCGGCGCCAUCUUUGCCUUUACCCGCUGUUCGGCCAGAAAUCUCGUCACCCAGUCUGAAUGCAGCAAUGGGCCUGGCGGUCCGCAAUACCAACAUCUACCACAACGAAACACUCACGUCCUUCUUCAGAAGACUGACCUUCACUCCUGAUGGUAGUCUACUGUUCACUCCAGCUGGCCAAUACAAAACGUCUCAGCCAAUCCCGACAGAGCCGUCAAAAUCCAUGGAUGAGAUUCAGAAUACUGUCUACAUUUAUACUCGUGCUGGAUUCAACAAGCCGCCAGUCGCACAUCUGCCCGGCCACAAAAAGCCUUCUAUCGCGGUGAAGUGCUCACCCAUCUUUUACACCCUUCGGCAGGCCUCGAAGCCUACGAAUCACAUUACAAUCGACACGGCAUCUGCUGGGGAAGAGAUUCCGCUAUUACCAGAAUCUGUGGUUGCUCCAACGAGCUCAACGUUCAUGGAGCCACCGCCCUUGGCUCAUUCCACCUCACUAGGUGAUACGAGUCGUCCUACUUCUUCGCCAAAACCAACCGAUAGCGAAGCCGCACCAGCCCCAGCCCCGGCAUUCGCUUUGCCAUAUCGUAUGGUCUAUGCGGUUGCGACACAAGAUGCAGUAUUCGUCUACGAUACGCAACAGACGAUCCCGCUGUGCGUAGUCAGCAACUUGCAUUUCGCGACCUUCUCCGAUUUGUCCUGGUCGAACGAUGGCCUAACUUUGUUGAUGUCGUCCUCGGAUGGAUUUUGCUCGACUCUGUCAUUCGCGCCCGGCGAACUCGGCCAGGUCUACACGGGCCAGGUCCCGACGCAUCAGCAGCCUGUCGUGUCAACUGCAAUUUCACUACCAACUUCAUCAGCCAACUCAACCCCUGUACCAACACCCACAGCCACAGCGUCGCCUUCACUGACGAAGGCCUCUCCCGUUGUCCCACCUAUAUCACAUCCCUCUCCGGCACCUACGUUCACUAUGCGACCAGGCAGUCCUACAAGGUCUAAUUCACAGUCAUCGAUUGCUACGAUGACUUCAAUCCAAACGUCGGGACCUCAACCAAUUACCAACAACCCAACACCCACACUUGGUCACGUACCUCUAGCUACGGCAAUGAACUCGGCGCCGCCCGUUGUAGCGCCGCCGAUGAGCACACCACCACAGACACCCGCCAGCACUCAUGGUGGUAUGCAUAGCGCCACAUCAUCAGUCUCUGGUAGUGUACUUGGUAAGCGUGACUCUGUCGCAGUCAACAGUGAAUCUGAGAAAGAAGAUGGGGGAGACAAGCCCAAAAAGCGGCGGAUAGCACCGACACCCGUGCCUCCACCGUCAGCGGCAGAGCAGAAGGAGGAGUAG
This is a messenger RNA of Cyphellophora europaea CBS 101466, 2202 nucleotides long. RefSeq lists its product as uncharacterized. The transcript is spliced from 5 exons. NCBI's taxonomy places the organism in Eukaryota, Fungi, Ascomycota, Eurotiomycetes, Chaetothyriales, Cyphellophoraceae. Gene Ontology annotation, molecular function: protein binding. The record is from RefSeq and is a predicted model, not a curated record. Gene Ontology annotation, biological process: nucleosome assembly; DNA replication-dependent chromatin assembly. The coding region runs from base 1 to 2202 and encodes 733 amino acids. Gene Ontology annotation, cellular component: nucleus; CAF-1 complex.